Molecule: messenger RNA, 1712 nt
Organism: Thalassophryne amazonica
Lineage: Eukaryota; Metazoa; Chordata; Actinopteri; Batrachoidiformes; Batrachoididae
Product: ligand-dependent corepressor-like
Exons: 1
Coding region: 120-1079 (319 amino acids)
Biological process (GO): regulation of transcription by RNA polymerase II
Cellular component (GO): nucleus
Molecular function (GO): DNA binding
Source: RefSeq, a predicted model, not a curated record
CCAACCAUACAGACAGUCACCUGUUCUGAUAGAUGAUGUUACCAAAGCAAGGUCAUCUAAUAUAGGAGUGGCCAACAUCCUCCCCUCCCCAACCCAUCCUCCCUUAGAAAAGAGAGAAAAUGUGCAAGCUCUGCUUACACCCAGUUUCCUUCCAUUCAAUCAGGCGAUCCUUGAGAGCAGACGGACAGGUCGGGCUGUUUAUGAAGAGCCUGCAGGAUGGGAGGAUGAAGGAGGAUGUCAGCCACUCUACCCAUUAUAAGCCUUCGCCGUCUAUUGCAUAUUCGCUGCACGUCAAAGAGGAAGUCAGUCUUGUCCAGGAGAGUGAUCCAGAACCAUCUCUCAGCUGCCACCUUAGCUCCGUACCCACAGACCUCAGAAAUGGAUCUGUCUCCUGCAGUUCUAAAAGUCAUUUCGGGACUCAGUUCAAACUGAGAACCAAUAGUGAGGCUACUGAGCACCUUAAAGACAUACCUAGGUUGUUAGAUGCUGCUGGACUUAUCGCACUGUCCUCUAGUAAAAGAAACUGCUUUACUUGUUCAUCUUCUGGCCUCAAGAUUCCUCAGGUGCAAGUUCUAUCCACAAGCACAGGCCAGUCAGUUGAGUUUUCAGGUUCACUUUGUGAAAAUAGUGCAGUAAAAAAGCUUCACCAUGGUCAACCUAAGCAGGUCCAGAAAAAAAGUAGUGCUGUUUUUGAUGGCUCAGGUGUUGAGAAGGAGUACUGGCCUUCUGACCCUGACUGCCAGGCCUCGGGGAAAAAUUUUUCUACUUUGCAUUCAGAAAUGGAGCUAGGUAACAAGCCACCAAGGAAGAAACGAGGCCGUUAUCGACAAUACAACACUCAGUUGCUAGAAGAGGCAAUUGUGGUGGUGAUGGAUGGGAAAAUGAGUGUGUCUAAAGCCCAGUCGAUCUAUGGCAUUCCACACAGCACCCUGGAGUACAAAGUUAAAGAACGAUUAGGAACACUGAAACAUCCCCCCAAAAAGAAGUUGAGAGUACUCCACCAAGUAGAGGAACAGUGUGGUUCCUGUUCCACUGAAAGCAACAGACUCCAAAACUCCCAACACAAAGUGUCUGAAUAAUGGCAUGAUACACUCACAGAGACUGGGGCCCAAAUGCAUGAUAGAGGUGUCCAAAUGUCUGACUUAAGAAUACGAUGGAGUACAGCACUGAUAUCGAUGUUCUUUUAACCAGAGUCAUGGUGUAUUUGAGACAGUGGUGACUACUGAUUUGUCUUUCCAUCUGUUUCUAAAUAAUAGUGUGAUAUUUAAAUUUCAUUUAUUGAUGUUAUUUAUUCAUCUUUGGUUCUUAAAUUCUUGUGUAUUUUAUUUAUAACUGUUAAACACUAAAACAGUGUCAGUGCACUAAGUGCUGUCUUCAGAAGGCACUACUGUUGUUUGCAUUUUAUGUAGGCUAGAUGUUGGAAAACCAUUUUUAGUUCUGUAAAUGUAUUCUUGACAACUGAAAGCAAAUGUUAUCACACAUGUACAAGUGGCGCCCCUUAGUGUCAAAACUAGUAAAGGCACUUGGCCAUAAUAAGUGAAGUGCAAAUUCAGACUUUACUCUGUAAAAUGUAAAAUCUUUGUUCACAGUUCUCUUAAUGCACUGCUGUGGUUGCAGUGACACUAGGAAACAAAUGUUUCCCAACACCAUGAUACCCUAAAUACACUAUUAAAUGGUCUCAGCCUCUGAGAAUAAGAAUGAAAUACAAACAC